AUGAUGAUGAAACACGUGUGCAGCGAGGUGUUGAUAAAGGAGCAGACUCUCUCCAUCGAACAGAGUUACAGGCAGAUCACCAGCGAUACAUAUGCUUUCUCGGGCGCUGUCAACACCGUCGUGGCUACAACGGGGGUCAAUGGGAAGGAAGGGAAAGGAGGAAGGGAGAAGAUGGACAAGAAAAAGGAUGGCAAGCAGGAGAAGAAGCGAGCCCCCUUCAAGGGGCACUGCUACAUCUGCAGUGGGGAGGGGUACAUGGCUGCCAACUGCCCCAACAAGAAGGAGGAUACAACGCCCGCGGCAGCCGCGAACGUAGCUGAAGGAGAUGGGAAGGGCGUGGCGCUCACCGUCGCGUGUUCGGCUGCAAAGUUUCUGGCCAACGACAAGGACUUGUGGUUCCUUGACUCGGGAUGCUCCCAACACAUGACCGGCCGCAAGGAGUGGUUCACACUCACGGAUAAAGGAGAAAAUCUGCGAACCGAACAAGGUGUCACCCGCAUCAUCGCAUCGGGAGGACAAGUGGUUGCAACGGCACGCCACUGCCAUCGUCUUCUCUGCCUUGACCUGAAACCGUGGCCAGCAAGCAAUGGCACAACGGCUGCAGCGGCAUGCAACGGGACGGUGGCUGCAUCGGUUUGCAACGGCACGACGGCUGGAGCGGCAUGCAACGGCACGGUGGCUGCAGCGGCAUGCAACGGCACAGCGGCUAGAGCGGCAUGCAACGACACGGUGGCUGCAGUGACAUGCAAUGGCAUGACUAAGGCGGUUGCUAACGGAGUGGCCAGCCUCAAGACGUACGCGGUGGGCUCCAAGGCAACGCCCUACUUGUGGAACGCUCGCCUUGGACAUGUCCACUUCGAUGCGGUGAAGUGGACAGCCACGAACGGUGGCGUGUUAGGCAUGGACCUGGAGAAAGGAGGUGAGGAUAUGCCGUGCACCUCUUGCCAUGAAGCCAACCCACUCGCGAAUCAUUUCCGCUGCACGACGAGCCAGAGGCGCAGCAGGCCUAACAAGGGGGUGCCACCCGUACGGUUUCAACCAUCAGCCAUGAUGGCCCAGGAUGCGGACUAUGAGGACAACCCGUACGACGUGGCAUACUUUGCUGAGGACGAUUGCGACACGGACAGCGAUGACGAAGUGGAGUACUCGGACGAGGAUGAGGAGGAGGAAGGCGCUUGGGGAGGUGUCACCCUCGACCUGGCAGGUGCGUUGACCGGACCUGAAGGCAAGGAAUGGACACUUCUCCUGCACCAGAAUGCAUACGUGGCGAAGGUGCAGCAGCGGUUCUUCAAGGGGGCGCCACCAAAGAAGCAACCAAUCACUCCUCUCUCCUCUGCCAGCUUUGCCAAGCAGGAUGCCGGGCAGUUUGCCAACCGUACCAUGACCGAGUACUUGUCGAUUCUCGGCAUGGUGCAGUUUGCAACCAUCUCAACCCGUCCUGACCUCUGUUUUGCGUGCAACCGCCUUGCAGCAGGUGCACACCUCAGGUCGGAUGCGCAUUGGCAUGAGCUCUUCCGCACACUCUCCUACUGGGCUGCCUCACCAGACAUGGGGCUGCUGUUCAUAGGUGCUAAUGGCAAGAUGGCUAGAGCUAGAGAGGCUGGAGAGCAGGGGGGAGUUGCUGGUGGUGGAGUGGGGACGCACCAACCAUCAUGGUCUGCCCUUGCGAUCAACCUCAACUCUCAACAGCCACAGUGGAGCAUGGAUUACAUUCGCGCGCACAUCUUAGAGGAGGACUUGCGGCGGCGGAGUGUGGAGCGCUCGGAGGAAGGGGCUGGCUAUGGAGUUGGAGGUGGAAAGAGUGGCUUCAAGAAGAAGUGGAAGGGCAAGAACAAGGACAACCCUAAGGAGGAUGGCGGUGGGGGUCAAGGGGAGGUGUGCUAG
Closterium sp. NIES-65 is the source of this 1884-nucleotide messenger RNA. Lineage: Eukaryota; Viridiplantae; Streptophyta; Zygnematophyceae; Desmidiales; Closteriaceae. The record is from the annotation of a GenBank genome assembly.